AAUGUCAUAUUUGCCAAAACGUAUGAAUACAGAGUUACUCAAACUAAUUUUAUAUUUUCUAGUAUUCGUGUGGGACAAGUUCUUAAUAUAAUACAUUUUUAUAAAAAAUAUCAAAAGAAAAUAUAGAUAUUAAGUCAUUUUACCAACCUACGCACUUUUGUCAAUUUCUACAUCAAAAACGAAAAAUUAAUUACAAAAGUAUAAAGCAAUCAACAACAACUUUAACAUAAUGGCCAACAUUUUGGAAAAUCAAUUGGCUGGCUUAACACAAGUUAUUGAAAAACAAUUGGAUGAGCAAUUGGAACGUUUUGAUAACCUGGAUAAAGAUGACCUCAAAUCAAUAAGAGAACAACGUAUCAGAGAGAUGAAAGAAUUGAAUACAAAAAAACAAGAAUGGCUAAAAAAUGGCCAUGGCACCUUCACAGAACUGGCUGAUGAAAAGGAGUUCUUUGAAGUCUCGAAAAAAUCUCCCAAUAUUGUGUGUCACUUUUAUCGGGACUCAGCAGAACGAUGCCGCAUUGUCGAUAUGCAUCUGAAGAUCUUGGCUGGCAAACAUGUCGAGGCAAAAUUUUGCAAGGUAAAUGCUGAAAAGUCACCAUUUCUCACACAACGUCUACGUAUCAAAGUAAUUCCUACCAUAGCUUUGAUAAAGGAUAGUAAAACAAAGGAUUUCAUUGUCGGCUUUACCGAUUUGGGCAAUUGUGAUGAUUUCUCAACUGACAUGCUCGAAUGGAGAAUAGCACAGUCCGGUGCGAUUGACUACAAGGGUGAUCUGAUGACCCCACCAGAUAUUAAAAAGAAAACAUAUAUAAAUCGUCCCAGAAAAACUAUACGGGGUGGUUAUGAUUCAGAUGAUUCCGAUAUUGACUUCGAUGAUUAACCUGCUUGCACACUUACUAAAUAGUUUAAAAAGAAGCUAGUGUUUAGAACUACUCAUUUUUUUGUUUCAAUACAUUAGUCUAUAUUGCCUGCCUUUUCUUUUUGCUGUUUCCCAAGUGUCUUUUUUUAAGCUCAAGUUUGAAAGGUUAAUAUUCAAACUUUUUUUCAUUAACCUAAUGCUUAAAAAUCAAAAUGUAUUCAACAAUGUUUAAUUGCAAGAAAAUAAUCAACAACAUGAUACUCUUUAUCAAUAAUUUCAUACCAUUUACAUUCACUUUAUUUUUUGUAUUUUAAUUUAUAUUAAAAAAAUUCCUAGUUUUACUACACAAAUAAAUAAGUAUUGUUUUUUUUUUUUUUGCAAAAUGUCUUUUAUAAAAAGUAGCACAAAAUUAAAAAAAAAAUUAAUAGGAUUAAAACUAAAAAAGACAACUUUUUCGUAGAAUUUAGAAUAAAACAUAUUUUCUUAAUGCAUAAAAAGUAUACAUCAUAAGCAAGAAUAUCGACAUCAAAGGUGAAAGUGAACAUACACAAAUGUUCAUAAACAUAUAUACACACAGUUACUAAAUUAUACGUACGAUUUACUUAUUGGGCCUUUUCUUAAAAUUCUAUAUAUAUAAAUAUACAAGGCCUGACUUAUUCAUUCACUCACUCACUCAUGACUGAUGAGUCAGUGAAUCAGUGAGUGAAUGAAUGAAUGUGUUAUGCCUUGUAUUUUUAAAUAUAUAGAUUUUUUAAAAAAGGUCCAAAAAGUCGAUCGUACGUAUACUUUGGUAACUGUGUGUAUGUAUGUACUAAAUAAUUAUGUGAAUAUAUGUGUAUGAGAUCAUUUGUAUCCUAACCCCCAGUAACACGAAGUCUGGUUAUGUGUUAACUAAUAGUUAUACUGACAGUUUUCAUACAAAAAUAAUUUAAAAAAACAGUAUAACUAUUAGUUAGCACCUAACCAGACUUCGUGUUAAUGGGGGUAAAUGUAAUAAAAAUUGAUAUAAUAUUUUCAUUUAAAUAAUAGUAAUAAUAAUUCCUAUUUUUAUAGUGUCAAAGAAUCUAAGCAAAACAUACAUAAAUACUUCAUUCACAAAUUAAAUUGGACUAAACAAACAACAAAAUCUCUACAUAUUUUGUCUCGUUCUCUUAUUAAUAAAAAUAAUAAUAAUCUUAAUUUAUUUUUAUAAUUUUAAAAUGUAAUAUUUUUUUAAUUCAAAUAAAAAAUGCAUGUAUGUAUAUGUUUUUUUUAUGUUCAAAACAAACAAA
Calliphora vicina (urban bluebottle blowfly) is the source of this 2130-nucleotide messenger RNA. RefSeq names its product thioredoxin domain-containing protein 9. The transcript is spliced from 3 exons. The record is from RefSeq and is a predicted model, not a curated record. Gene Ontology annotation, biological process: microtubule cytoskeleton organization. Gene Ontology annotation, cellular component: cytoplasm. The coding region runs from base 230 to 880 and encodes 216 amino acids. NCBI's taxonomy places the organism in Eukaryota, Metazoa, Arthropoda, Insecta, Diptera, Calliphoridae.